This is a messenger RNA of Schistocerca gregaria, 1994 nucleotides long. RefSeq lists its product as uncharacterized. The record is from RefSeq and is a predicted model, not a curated record. The transcript has 11 exons. The coding region runs from base 215 to 1795 and encodes 526 amino acids. NCBI's taxonomy places the organism in Eukaryota, Metazoa, Arthropoda, Insecta, Orthoptera, Acrididae.
UCUAAAACAAAAAUUAUAUGUUACAGGGUUCUCAUUCGGCAUUUGUUUUCGCUAUAUCUAUGUCCGAAUUGGAAAAUUUUAUCUCAAAAUUUUUCGAAUUUUCGAUUUAAUGUAACAGAAAGGUUCUACUUUCUGUGAAAUUUGAAUCUAGAAAUCAGUACGAGUUUGCUGAAUACCAAGUAGCUUUUCCUGGGUCGCGAAGAGGGAUACAACAAUGCAAGCUGUACAGUACAAACCAGCCUACGGCAGGAACUUAGUAAAAGAAAACAUGAGAAGUAAGGGCGAGAAUGCAUCACCAGACUUUAAAAACAGAACUUUCACUCCGGCACUGUCGCGCUCCAAGCCAGACAGAUGUGUAAGAAGGAAUUCUAAGAUAUCAACUCCAAAGGAGAAAGCACUGGUUGCAUCUUUGCAUGGUAUUUUCAACAAAUCUCGUUCAGCAAGUAGAAGAAAAUAUUUACCAAGAUACCACAGAUCUCAUCAGGAAGAGCGUCAGAAAGCAGAGCCAAGCAAUUCAUCCCAGUAUAGUGCUCCUCUUAAUCUUCAGAAGAAGCAACUGUCUGUCUCACUAAGAAAAAAGCGCCUGGCGAAAAGAAAAUCCACUACAGCAAAAACUGGACAAUUCAGUGGGGAUAUCAGGCUCUUCAACAAACAAAAUGAUGGUCCAGCAGUGGUGUCAUUGCAGUCAAAUGCUUGGAAUACAGUACCAAACAUUUCUUCAAACAUUUUUGCCCAUAGAGCUUUCCAGCUGAAAAGCAAUAGGGAGAACAAAGUAUUGCAAAGAAAGUUGAAAAGUCUGGCAAAAUUUUGGCAAAAUGAUGCUGCUAACAUCCCAAAAUCAUAUGCAACAGAUUCAGAUGAAAAUCACAAUAUGUUGAAUGACCAAAACUCAUCUGCAUCACAGAACACAACAUUGACUUCAUGCACUUUUGAUGCAACAGCUAAAGAUACUCUGGGAGCAUCUACUGUUGACACUGGAACAACUGAAGUUGUACAAUUAAAUAAUAAGAAUAUGUCUGCUGAAACUGAAAAUGAGAAUCAUUCUUCUACUGAAAAUGAGAAGUCAGUAAAAUCUUCAAAAAGAAAUAUUGAUGUAGAACAAAAACCACCUGAUACAUCUACACAGGAGAUUUUAAAUACAUCCUGCUCAAAUCGAAAAGAAGAUAUAUUAAGACAUCUGAUAUCUGAAGAAGAACAGGCAUUUGAACAACAAUUAACAGAUGUGGAUUACCAACUUCGAUAUGUUCCUCCUUUGGUUCUGAAAAGAAAGAAAAUUUUCAGCUCAUUCAAUAAAGCACAAACCAGCAGAAGAAACUUCAUUAAAGAAAAUAUUAGACAUCUAAGAGAGAUGCAGUUCCGUUUAAAUGAGAAACGAAGCCACACAACUCCUGCAACACUGUUACAGUCCAGAGAUCAGAAAGCAGCAUCAAAAAAGUUGCCACAGUUUCCUAAACAUUUCAACAGAGACAAUAAAACUCCAAGGAGAAAGAUGAAAAAUAAAAUCACACGUCAGCAAAAGAUGUAUCUUCGUAAAGCAACAAGAUCCCAUCUUCAAAAAUCUGGUGAACAUGGAAGCAUAGUUCAUGAUCAGACUUCAUCAACAACAUCUCUUACUUCUGUUCAUGACUCAGGAUGUAGUUCAGCUAGUGAUGAAACUUCAAGAAACUUCUAUGCUGAGACUAAUAAUGAUAGAAAAAUGUAUCAUAUGAGCUCAUCAGAUGACAAAGAGAAUAUUUUAUCUCCUGAUGGGAAUGAAUCCAUAAACUCAAUAAAAAUUAUUCAGAUGCUAAAGUGAUGAAGCAAAAUAUUCUUGCUCCAGAUUCACAAGAUGCUUUGAAUGCAUACUCACCACAGCAACGGAAAGCUUUUGCAGAUUCCUUGAAUGUAAAAAUGACAGCUAAGGCAAUGGCUGCAAUGAAGAAAGUACUUGCACCAUCACCACCAAAUCCUCUAAAAGCACCUCCUUCAUACCAAAAAGGAGUUCUGCCAAAGUA